Messenger RNA from Dicrocoelium dendriticum, 279 nucleotides. The record is from the annotation of a GenBank genome assembly. Lineage: Eukaryota; Metazoa; Platyhelminthes; Trematoda; Plagiorchiida; Dicrocoeliidae.
AUGAACUCCGGCUGCGUUUUCCUUGUGUACCUUACACUGAUUUGCGUGAUCACUGCUUUUGAAAGUGUUGUGAAGCUGCAGUAUGAUAACAACGGUAAGCCAUUUGUCUACUUUUCCGGAAGGAGAUAUUAUCAGACUGGAGACAAGACGGUCACCUACAUAGACAGUGCUGAUUGUAUUACCACAGUUUAUUUGGACUGGCCUGCUGUUCCAGAAAAUAUUGGUGCGAACAUGCGAUUAAUAGGCCGAUACCUGCUUGAGGCCAAUCUCAGUGUAUAA